Molecule: messenger RNA, 1098 nt
Organism: Quercus lobata
Lineage: Eukaryota; Viridiplantae; Streptophyta; Magnoliopsida; Fagales; Fagaceae
Product: serine/threonine-protein kinase STY13-like
Exons: 6
Coding region: 1-1098 (365 amino acids)
Biological process (GO): protein phosphorylation
Cellular component (GO): plasma membrane
Molecular function (GO): protein serine/threonine kinase activity; ATP binding
Source: RefSeq, a predicted model, not a curated record
AUGAAAGAAAGGAGUAAGGGAUUUAUGAUGGAGGAAAUUAAGAGAAUAGACGAGCAGCUUCAAAGGAGUCUAAGCCUACGGAGCAUGCAGAAGCAGCAGAACCUUGACGAUAAAGGCAUGCAGAACCUUGAGGAUAAAGAAAAGAAGAAAGUGAGAUUUACAGAAAAACAAGACUGGGAAAUCGAUCCCUCUAAGCUUAUCAUAAAACAAGUUAUUGCUCCUGGUGCCUUUGGUACUGUUCAUAGAGGCAUCUAUGAUGGCCAAGACGUUGCUGUUAAAGUCCUGGAAGAACAAAGAGCAAAAGGUGAUAUAGCUUCACUUAGGAUUGCUUUUACACGGGAGGUUUCUAUUUGGCCUAAGCUUGAUCAUCCUAAUAUUGCUAAGUGCCUUGGAGCUACAUUGGGCACAUCAGGCUUAAAAAUCCAUACACAUAACACGCAAAUUGACAUGCAAAGUGAUGCUGCUACUACUGCUAGUGUUAUUAUUGAGUAUCUUCCUUGUGGUACUCUAAAAUCUUACCUAAGAAAGAAUCGGAAAAGGAAGCUGGCUUUCAAAACUGUAGUACGAAUGGCAUUAGAUCUUGCAAGAGGGAUGAGUUACCUUCAUUCUCGGAAGAUUGUUCACAGAGACAUAAAGACAGAAAACUUGCUUCUUGACAAAAAUCACACUCUUAAGAUAAUUGACUUUGAUGUUGCUUGUCUUGAGGCUUCAAAUCCUAAUGAGAUGACUGCGAGAAUAGGGACCCUUGGCUACAUGGCUCCUGAGGUACUUGAAAGUAAACCAUAUGAUAGAAAAUGCGACGUGUACAGUUUUGGAAUAUGCUUGUGGGAGAUAUAUUGUUGCGAUGUGGCACCAUACCCUAAUGUUAUAUUAUCGGAUCGAUCUUCAACUGUUGUUUAUCAGAAUAUAAUACCAGAGAUACCCAAAUGUUGCCCAAGCUCUCUAGCAGAAAUUAUGAGGAAGUGUUGGGAUGCAAACCCCAACAAUAGACCAGAGAUGGAAGAGGUAGUAAUUAUGUUAAAAGCCAUUGACACUUCAAAGGGAAAAGGAAUGAAAACUUUGUAUGGACCACUGGGCUGUUUACUCUUCUGCAGAUGA